Molecule: messenger RNA, 1894 nt
Organism: Drosophila montana
Lineage: Eukaryota; Metazoa; Arthropoda; Insecta; Diptera; Drosophilidae
Gene: Ssadh
Product: succinic semialdehyde dehydrogenase
Exons: 3
Coding region: 280-1785 (501 amino acids)
Biological process (GO): GABA catabolic process
Cellular component (GO): mitochondrion
Molecular function (GO): succinate-semialdehyde dehydrogenase (NAD+) activity
Source: RefSeq, a predicted model, not a curated record
AUUAUUUUUUGCAAAUUUUCGUUAAAAUCAUGAUUUCGCAUACUAUACUCGAGUCCUUUAUAAGGUUCAAUUGAGUCUGUGACGUCAUGUGCAAAUAGAGCGCAAAAGUGGCGCACUUGUUGACGUAACAAUCUCUGCAUUCAGCUGUGUCCACUCGCUGUAAUCAAAAUCAAUUGAAACCAAUCAAAUAGACAAAAGGCCGCUAAACAAAUAGAAAAAGCGGAGAAAAGCGCAGCUAUCAGACGAGUGAGCCCAAACUGUUCCAUAUAAGGCUAAACCAUGUUCCGAAGGCUUAGUACAUUGAAGGUCAGCAGAAUGCGCGGUUUCUCAGCGCUGGUGCAGACCAAGGCAUUGGUCAAUGGCAAUUGGAUUGAUUCCUGCAGCAGGCAAACUUUUGAGGUGAAAAAUCCCGCCAAUGGACAGGUGAUUGGCCAUGUGCCCGAUAUGACAGUCGAGGAUGCACAGCAGGCGAUUAAUGCCGCCAAGCAGGCUUAUGAGUCCAAGGAGUGGCGCUCCCUAACCGCCAAGGAUCGCUCAAAUAUGUUGAAAAAAUGGCACCAGCUCAUCGAGCAGAAUGCACAGGAAAUCGCCGAAAUCAUGACAGCCGAGUCUGGCAAACCCAUCAAUGAGUCUAGGGGCGAGGUCGUCUAUGGCAAUGCGUUCGUCGAGUGGUUUGCCGAGGAAGCGCGUCGUAUUUAUGGCGAAAUAGUGCCCAGCGGCCAGCCAAAUCGUGAGGUGAUUGUCAUGAAGCAGCCCAUAGGCGUGGCUGCGCUGAUAACACCCUGGAACUUUCCGUUGGCCAUGAUAACACGCAAAGCGGGCGCUGCCUUAGCCGCCGGCUGCACCGUGGUCGUCAAGCCCUCAGAGGAUACGCCCCUCACAGCACUCGCUGUUGCCAAGUUGGCCGAGCAAGCGGGCAUUCCUAAGGGCGUCAUCAAUGUGGUGACCACCAAGCAGGCCGCUCCAAUUGGAGAACUGUUCUGCAAGAGUCCCGAUGUACGUGGCAUUAGCUUCACCGGCUCCACGCAGGUUGGCAAGCUGCUCUUCCGCAACAGCGCAGAUGGGAUUAAGCGCGUCUGCCUGGAGCUCGGCGGCAAUGCACCGUUUAUUGUCUUCAAUUCGGCAAAUGUGGAGAAGGCGGUGGAUGGCGCCAUGGCCUCCAAAUUCCGAAACUGCGGACAAACUUGUGUCUCGGCAAAUCGUUUUUUUGUGCAGGAGGGCAUCUAUGAUAAGUUUGUGUCGCAGCUGAAGCAACGAGUGGAGGCGCUCAAGAUUGGCGAUGGCAAAUCUGCAGAUGUGCAAAUUGGUCCGUUGAUCAACAAGAUGCAGUACGACAAAGUAAGCGGCUUUGUGGAGGAUGCGCGCGACAAGAAGGCCAACAUCAUAGUGGGUGGAAAGGGGCUGCAGGAGCUUGGCUCCCUCUUCUAUGCGCCCACCAUAGUCACAGAUGUGCCAACGUCGGCGCAUAUCUACACCGAGGAGGUUUUCGGACCCGUUGUGUCCAUCAUCAAAUUUAAAGAUGAGGCGGAGGCAGUGCAAAAGGCAAACGACACGCAACGUGGUCUGGCUGGCUAUUUCUACAGUGAGAAUCUGCAGCAGGUGUUCCGCGUGGCUAAGCGUUUAGAGGUAGGCAUGGUGGGUGUUAAUGAAGGCAUUAUCUCCGCACCAGAGGCUCCGUUUGGCGGCGUCAAGGAGUCGGGCGUGGGACGCGAAGGCUCCAGGCAUGGCAUCGACGAUUAUGUAGAUAUCAAGUAUAUAUGUAUGGGUAAUUUAAAAUAUGAUUAAAAUACCCAUUGCCGCACGCUAUAGCUUUAAGUAGCAGUCUUCCACUAGCAAAAUGCUUGUUUGUUGUAAAUUCUAAUUAAAAAUAUAUGUAACAAAAUGUGCACAAAAA